AUCUCAUUACGUGACUGGUGCAGGAAAUACAUAUUGGGUCAAUUCAUCCAACCAUUCAUGCAUUAUGAAGGCUGAUUAUAGUUCUUCUUUUUCAUACAUAUUUUAGUCAUUUGGUUGAAAAUUCUGUACUGAGGAAAUGCUACCAAAGGUUUCUCGGGGAUUCUCCUUCUUUGGGACUGGGGGUCCCUUCAUGUUUGAUGAGAAGAAGGUUGAUGGAUCUGCCCCUAGUUCCAAAAGUUCUCCAUCUCUUAAACUACAAACAGAUAGAGAUGUGUAUAGACCUGGUGAAUCAGUUCUUGUGACUAUUGAGAUUUGUAACCCUGAGCCCACUUGUGAGAGAGCUGAAAGGGAGAACAUGGCUAACAGCAUAUGUUCACUUCUGGUUGGAAGAAUAGCUUUUGAACUGAAGGGAAUCGAGAAGUUGGAUACUCAGUGGUUUGCCACACAGAAACCAUUUCCUGGGUCAAAGCAGAGGAGAGGUGAACAGGUUUUUCUAGACUGUUCUACACCUUCCAUCAUUUCAAAUCAGAUCAUUUCCUCAGGCGGCACUAAAACAUACAUAGUACGAACAGAGCUACCAAAGAUCAUACCUCCAUCAUACAGGGGUGCCACUAUUCGUUAUCUCUAUUAUGUUAGAACUACACUUUCUGGACAGUGGUUGAUAUUGGAGAAUGGCCAUUCCAGUAUGGAGCGCAAGGAUCUGAUUCAGCUGGAAGCUCGUGCUCCAUUGCAAAUAUGGAUCACACAGAAGACCAGUAGCUUGCUAAAUGAAGAAGGUCAAUAUGAUGGGAUUUUGCCUGCUAUGACCAUCCAAACAGAUAUUUAUUGGAAAGAGAAGGAUGCAGAUUCUGAAUGGGCUAGAGCCAAUGAAACAUUUGAUGGAGUUGAAGAAGGCUAUGAAAGCUCAAGGGAUGAGAUCUCAUCUGUUUCUUCUUACAAUCCUGCAAAGGGAAAUCUAGAGCGGGCUUUUGGAAGUUCUUUAUCCUUGCAAUCAUCUGCAGCAAGGUCUUCAAACAAAGAUCUGUCAUAUCCCCAAGGAGAACAUUCCAGUUUGUCUUCAUAUGUGGCACUUCCCCAGCUCUCUGUAACUGAGGUCUUAUAUGAUCCUGUUGGGGAUGUACCCUCUCCUACGAAGCCUUCAGCUAUUAUCUCUCCUAGUCAGCAGAGAAAGCUUACAAAUCCCUUUUCCCCUGACGAUGAUGUUGGAACACCCUCUGUACUUGGAUCUAUUGAGCCUGUAGCAUCAGAAGGCUUUAUUCGUGGACGAUCUUACAAUAUCCGGUUGGAUGAUCAAGUUUUGCUCCGAUACACCCCCAAGAACUCCGACUCAACCUAUUACUUCAGUGAUAUGAUUGGUGGCACUCUCACUUUCUUUCAUGAAGAAGGAGCAAGGAGAUGCCUUGAGGUUUCAGUAACCCUAGAGACUUCAGAAACUAUAGCUCAGCGUUUUGUCCAUCCUUCACGAAGGAAUUCCCCAACAAAUACAAAGGUACAGAGCGAUUACCAUGAAGUUGUAUCUGAUUUGGUUCAGACAAGCUUUCUUUUCUCCAUUCCCAUGGAUGGACCUAUGUCUUUUUCCACGCCUCAUGUUUCAGUGCAGUGGGCUCUCCGCUUUGAGUUUUUUACAACACCCAAAAAUGUGGAUUGGACCAGAUAUGAGCAUCCUCUUCUUAUCGAGGGAAGAGAUAAAGGUGAGUGGGUUCUCCCAAUAAGAGUCCAUGCACCUCCACUGCGUAGUCAGGCUGCUCACUCAAGAACUGAGAGGCCCUCGUCUCUAGGACCAUUGUGGGUUCGUGGUUGAAGGAAUGGUAUGGUAAUGAAGGUAUUCUUCUUGGUUUUUGUUGUAGUUUCCAGUCUUGUUGAGUGAAAGCUUUAUGAAGGUAGGAAUCAGAUUGAUCUCUACUGCAGUACAAUGGUGUAAGGGGAAUUUUAUCAACUGUGAAUGUAGUCUGCAAGUGCAGUGUAAAAUGCCAAUAGAGGCAACAGUGAAGGGAGGACAUCAUCAAAUUUGCGUUCAGUCUGCAAGUACAGUGUAGUAUGCCUAUAGAGGACACAACCUAUGUUACAGUCGGUGAAGCAUAUUCUCUGGAUCAUUGAGCAUCAAGACUUGUGCCCCCCACC
Telopea speciosissima is the source of this 2121-nucleotide messenger RNA. RefSeq lists its product as uncharacterized. NCBI's taxonomy places the organism in Eukaryota, Viridiplantae, Streptophyta, Magnoliopsida, Proteales, Proteaceae. Gene Ontology annotation, cellular component: Golgi membrane; Ric1-Rgp1 guanyl-nucleotide exchange factor complex. Gene Ontology annotation, biological process: retrograde transport, endosome to Golgi. The transcript has 13 exons. The record is from RefSeq and is a predicted model, not a curated record. Bases 137 to 1801 code for a protein of 554 amino acids.